AUGCUGUUCGCGGCCUGGGCGGCGAUGACCAUGCUUGGCUUCAUCGUCACGGGGCUAAUCCCGAACGAUGGGUUGGAGCCGGGGAAUCCCAAACGCCUUCUCAACGGCAUCGACUACGAAGGUCGCAUCUGCGGGGUGGGCACCACCGUACAGGAGCGAGAGAAUAUCUACUUCCUGCCGUCCGGAAACGGCGUGUGCGUGGAAGAAUGCCCGGCCACAACCAACUACACCCAGUUCAUCUGCUAUGACGAGGUCUACCCAGAGAUCUUCAACAACGAGACCGGCGAGGUUGACAUCCAGGAAGCCUGGACUCGAGUUUCGGCCGGGGAUUGCCUCUACCACAUGGCCACCACCAACAUCCUGAGCUACUGCGUCUUCGACUCAGUGAUUGACCUGGCGGAUGAGGCAGCCACGCUAGCUGUCGAGGCGGAGAUGGCCAACGCUCUCAACGGGACCAACGCUAACUACACGGUCGUCUCGUCUGACGUAUCGGAAUCCACGUGGUUCGAGGACGUAUUCGCUGACAUGCUGACUGCUCGAGGCCUGAUCGGCGGUUUCGGUCUGGGAGUCUCUGUCCUCGUCGGCACAGCGUACUUGUUAUUCCUCCGCAUCCCCGGGGUGCUGUUCCUCCUCAUCUGGGGCCUCCUGUUCGGCGUGUGGGCGAUCCUUGCCGGGGCCGGAGUGAUGCUACUUCAGACGUCGGAGACCUGGGGGGCGGAGGAAGAGCCUCGGAUUCACAGCGACGGGGAGGUUAACGCCGCCAAGUAUCUCUCCUACAUCAUGUUCGGGAUGUGCGUUGUGUGGGCCCUCCUGAUGCUGUGGUUCCGAAAGCGGAUUAAGAUGGCCAUCGCUAUCACCAAGGAGGCCAGCAGAGCGGUGAACGAUAUGAAGCUGUUGAUCCUGUUCCCGGUGGUUCAAUCCGCGGCUCUGCUGAUAUUCCUCCUGCCGUGGGUGACCUUCGUCCUCUACCUGGCUUCCAGCGGAGAGAUAACGACGGAACAGUGGGAAACAGGGGCGGGAACCACCAUAACCGUCAAGCAGUUCAAGUACACCGACAACAUACGCUACACCGCGCUCUACUUCCUUUUCGCCUACUUCUGGACCAGCGAGUUCAUUGUCGCCAUGGGACAGAUAGUGGUGGCCAUGGCGGUGGCGUCGUGGUACUUCUGCCGCGACAAGAGCACCAUCGGAAGCGGCACCGUGCUCUCCUCGGUGAAAACUUCCCUCUUCUACCACUCCGGCACCGCGGCCUUCGGCUCGCUCAUCAUCGCCAUCAUCAAGACCAUCCGCGCCAUCGUGGCGUACAUCCAGAAGAAGACCAAGGACACUCAUAACAAAAUACUUCAGGCGGUGCUGUGCUGCGUGCAGUGCUGCCUCUGGUGCCUGGAGAAGUGCAUGAAGUUCCUCAACAAGAACGCCUACAUACAGACGGCUAUCUUCGGGUACAGCUUCUGCACGGCCGCAAAGAAGGCCUUCUUCCUCAUCGCGCGCAACAUCAUGCGCGUCAUGGCGGUCGGGGUGGUCUCCGAAGUCGUCUUGAUCCUCGGCAAGGUGAUGAUCCCCCUGGUGUCGACGGUUCUCUUCUACGUCUGUGCCGAGGCCACCAUCUCUGACGAGCUCCACGGCAUGGUGGCCAUAUCGGUGCUGGUCUUCAUUGUGGCGUUUUUUGUGGCCAACAUGUUCACGGAGAGGGGGGGGGUAUACGGUCACGUUCGAUAUGGCCUCCACCCUGCCAUGCGGAAAAAGGAGAAACUAGACAAGUACCCCCCUACGCUGCCUACCUUCUUUCUGAGGCGAUUUAGGCUGCUAAGAGAGGACUAG
Messenger RNA from Ectocarpus siliculosus, 1821 nucleotides. NCBI's taxonomy places the organism in Eukaryota, Phaeophyceae, Ectocarpales, Ectocarpaceae. The record is from the annotation of a GenBank genome assembly.